This is a messenger RNA of Eremothecium gossypii ATCC 10895, 1215 nucleotides long. It is a transcript of the gene ABF1, whose product is annotated as DNA-binding protein ABF1. The transcript has a single exon. NCBI's taxonomy places the organism in Eukaryota, Fungi, Ascomycota, Saccharomycetes, Saccharomycetales, Saccharomycetaceae. Gene Ontology annotation, cellular component: nucleus. Gene Ontology annotation, biological process: chromatin remodeling. The coding region runs from base 1 to 1215 and encodes 404 amino acids. The record is from RefSeq and is marked provisional. Gene Ontology annotation, molecular function: DNA binding.
AUGUCGUUGUAUGAGUAUAAACACCCGAUCAUCAACAAGAAGUUGGCGUCGACGGACGAGAGGAAAUCGUUCCCGACUCUGGAGUCGUGGUACGACGUGGUGAACGACUAUGAGUUCCAAGCACGGUGUCCUAUUAUUCUGAAGAAUUCACAUCGCAACAAGCAUUUCACGUUUGCAUGUCAUCUCAAGACGUGUCCGUUCAAGGUUCUGCUGUCGUAUAGCGGGGGCGCAGGCGGGGCGCACGUGGGAUCGGUGGGCGCGCAGAGCGACAAGGACGUGGACGACGAGAAGAAGGUCAGCGUGGAGGACGAUGUGACGGCUGCGAUUGCCGCGGCCGUGGCUGCGGUGGCCAACACCGGCGGCGGCACGGGCGAGGAGAGCGUCAAAGGGCCCUUCACGGUGACGAAAAUCGAGCCAUACCACAACCACCCGCUGGAGUCGAAUCUGAGCCUGUUCAAGUUCGUGCUGACCAAGAUCCCCAAGAUACUGCAAAACGACCUGAAGUUUGACUCGAUCCUGGAGACGCUGUGCAACGAGGACGACAACACUGUUGCGAAGUUCCGGGUCUCGCAGUACGUGGACGAGUCUGGUAUUCUGGAGAUCAUCAAGGAGCGCUACGGCCUGACUGACCAAGAGCUGGAUAAAAAGCUGCUCGCGCAGAUUGCGCGUCGGAUUACGACAUAUAAGGCGCGCUUUGUUCUGAAGCGGAAAAAGCAGGGCCCAUAUGCUAUUGCUCAGUCCCAUGGGAUGUCCGGGGAGGAUGAUGACGAUGUGAGCGUACCUGAGCAUGUGCAUCACCAUGUGCACCACGUACACGCCAGCGAGGUAGCGGCGGCAGCAGCAGCAGUUAACGAGGUCAACAAACACUCGCUGGAAGACGCUGACGAGCAUCCGCGCAAGAAGGUACGCUCCAACAAGAUAUCCAAUGCGGUCAAGAUGGGUACGCGCUCCACGCUGGUGACCGACCACUCCCAACAUGAAACCAGUACCGCCGGCGUGGGCGAGGACGACGUCGGUGACGAUGGAGUCCAUCACAGUCAUCAUAAGGAGAUGUCUCCUCAUGAUGAAAUGGCUGAGCAACUUCGCUUGCUUUCUUCGCACCUAAAAGAGGUCGAAGCUCAGGAACAUGGUAAUGUUGAUGUCGAUGUCGAUCCAGAAAUUAAGAAGGAUGAUCUCGCGGACGAGAAUAUCCAGCCGGAACUUAGGGGACAAUAA